Messenger RNA from Naegleria lovaniensis, 816 nucleotides. RefSeq lists its product as uncharacterized. NCBI's taxonomy places the organism in Eukaryota, Heterolobosea, Eutetramitea, Acrasida, Naegleriidae. The record is from RefSeq and is a predicted model, not a curated record. Bases 1 to 816 code for a protein of 271 amino acids. The transcript is spliced from 3 exons.
AUGAAACUUGUUGUUCUUUUACUUGUAGCAGCCGCACUUUGCUUUGCGGUAUCCAACGUCACAGCUCAAAACCUCAAUUUCACAAAUUGUAUUGCUGUGGGUGGUCAUGUAUUCCAAUGGUCAAUAUUCAAAGGAGGUGAUAAUCAGAAUUACAUUCGUGCUCGUUUAAUUUACCAAGGUGGUUACAGUGGUUGGGGAGCUGUUGGUUUCAGAUAUGGCAGAGAUUAUGAAUUACCCUAUGAUCCAGACAAUGGUGAACCACUUGGUAAGAUGGGUAGCGACAAGUACAAUUCUCAUAUCUAUCUGGGAUACAGAAAUCCAAACACUGAUGCUCAUGGUCUUGCCGAAUAUUUGGCAAGUAGUAACACACCACCUCGAAACGCUGGAGGCUCAACUACUACCACUUCCAUUGUCCGUACAGCAGUGAAGGGUGCCAUGCAUAUUUACUUUGAGCGUAGGCUUGUUCUUGGGGUUGCCCAAAAAUUUGACUUUAAUGCUUCCCGUACGGAUGCUGAUUUAUUGAUUGCAGGUUCGAAUGGAUCUCCAAUUUUGAGUCCUAGCAAUUUGGAUGAUAACAACAAGCAUAAUUUUGCAAGACUUGUCAAGAUUAAUAUUGCAAGUGCUUCCAGCGAUGGUUCAUGCAAUGGAAUGACAAUCCCUACAGAUAUGCCUGCUGCCAGAGCUAUAGUUGUUCCAAGUACCAACAAUGAACCACAAAAUCCUCCACAGCAAGAGGCAUCUUCGAUGAGUCGAGUUGCAUUUGUUUUGUAUGUGUUGGGUGGUGCUGUUCUUGCUCUUUUGAUUGGCAAGUUUUAA